AUGAGUUCAUUGUAUUAUGCGAAUGCUUUAUUUUCUAAAUAUCCAGCCGCAAGUUCGGUUUUUGCCACCGCCGGAGCCUUCCCCGAACAAACUUCUUGCGCGUUCGCUUCCAAUCCCCAGCGCACCGGCUAUGGAGUGGGUUCGGGGGCGUCCUUCGCCGCCGCCGCCUCGAUGCAGGGCUUGGUACCCCCGGCGGGGGGGGGCAUGGCGGGCCAGAGCGCAGCCGGCGUCUACGCGGCCGGCUACGGGCUCGAGCCGAGUUUCUUUCAACAUGCACUGCGCGCCUUUGAGCAGAACCUCUCCGGGGUGUGUCCCGGGGACCCCGCCAAGGCGGCGGGCGCCAAGGAGCAGAGGGACUCGGACUUGGCGGCCGAGAGUAACUUCAGGAUCUACCCCUGGAUGCGAAGCUCAGGGACCGACCGCAAGCGAGGUCGCCAGACCUACACGCGCUACCAGACGCUGGAGCUGGAGAAAGAGUUCCACUACAAACCGCUACCCUGACCCGGCCGGCGCGACGCAUCGAGAUCGCGCACAGCGCUCUGCCUGACCGAGAGGCAGAUCAAAAUCUGGUUCCAGAACCGGCGCAUGAAGUGGAAAAAAGAGAAUCAAGACUCGGGUCCUGGAGCCACUGGUCAAGACAAGGCCGAGCUGAGGGAGUGA
Suncus etruscus (white-toothed pygmy shrew) is the source of this 660-nucleotide messenger RNA. It is a transcript of the gene HOXB7, whose product is annotated as homeobox B7. Gene Ontology annotation, biological process: regulation of transcription by RNA polymerase II. Gene Ontology annotation, cellular component: nucleus. NCBI's taxonomy places the organism in Eukaryota, Metazoa, Chordata, Mammalia, Eulipotyphla, Soricidae. Gene Ontology annotation, molecular function: DNA-binding transcription factor activity, RNA polymerase II-specific; RNA polymerase II transcription regulatory region sequence-specific DNA binding. The record is from RefSeq and is a predicted model, not a curated record.